CGAGGGAGUCGUCACCUGCUAAAUUAUUACAUCGAGCCGAGGGAUAGUACACCUGCAAACGAAUGCUUCGGAUUGUGCUUUAUAGAGGGUGCUAGUGUGAUGCCUAACGAUGUUUUUGAAACAAAUUUCUUCUAAGUAAUAUGUCUGUUUGUCUGUGCUUUUACUGUGCGCGCUGUUUCUAAAUUUUCUGUGGGAGUGAGCAGUACGCCAGAUUCGUGCAGAGGCUCAUAGAAUUACUCAGAAUUUAUCAGAGUUGCUCUCGUUCUCACAGUGUCUUGCCCCUUGAUUUGCGACGCAUGGAUUUGAAGAAAAAUAAACGAUUUUUGCUCGUCCCAAAUUCCGGGUUUCAACCUGCUAGUGAAGAAUCAAACCGACGGUCAUCCCGUAAUGCCUUAAGCUGCUCGAUCGACUAGUUCAUCCAUAUGUUCAUCUGCGAUAAACUUUCCUCAUGCACGUGCUCCACUAAACGCACCUCAUCACUCACCCGCGUGAAGUACAAAAAAAAAGGAAACGUCACUUCGCCAAACAACAUCCCGGUGCACCCUUCCCUUCUCGACUCCAGCGACUGACGCAUUAUUUUUUGUUUUGGUUUUCCACUUUGCUUGCGCUUAUCAUCGGCAGUGCAUUUCCCCCUGUCUUUCGCUGUACUUCGUGCGUGAAACUUGAGCCACUUAUUUUAUCUGCUGCGACCGAGACGACUCAUAUGUUAUCCUUCCGAGGCGUACUCCGAGAAUCGAAUCCGUUCUCUAGUCGACCGCUUCUGGAUCUGUACUGAAUGAUGCUACUUCUGCUGCCACCACCAUUCAUCAAAACACUUUUACAACGACGACGAAAUCAAUACGAAACGGUACACGAUGAUAACUGCUGGUGCUGAUAAGGAUUCGUCACCAGCAGCAGUGCCGGCGGAGCCGAAGGAAAACGAUCCGACCGGAGACGAAGACGCCCGCUCAGUUGCGUGCUCUUGUAAGGAAUCCGCGCGCGCACCGGUUCGAAGUGUACCCACUCAGUCUUGAGUCGUUUCCAGCCGGUGGUGGACGUGUGAGUUUGCGCGCUUAGAAGAAAGUGACUUAAGUGAUCCUCAACGGAAGGAUAUCAUCCCAUCAGCAGCAGCAGCAGCAGAAAUGGACGAGUUUGCACUGUGUUGGAACAAUUUUGCGGACAACAUUGCCAGCGGCUUCCAGAAGCUGUACGACCUGGGCGAUCUGGUCGAUGUGACCAUCGCGUGCGAUGGGAAGCUUCUGAAGGCGCACAAGAUUGUGCUGGCCAUCUGCAGUCCGUACUUCCAGGAGAUGUUCAUGAGCAACCCGUGCAAGCACCCGAUCAUUGUUCUCAAAGACGUCUCGGUCAACGUGAUGCAAGAGCUGCUACAGUUCAUGUACCAAGGCGAGGUCAACGUUAAACACUCGGAGCUGCAAUGCUUCAUGAAAAUUGCCGAAACAUUACAGAUCAAAGGUCUGACCGCUUCCCACAAAAACGAACGUAGCCCUACGCCAUCGUCGGGGCUCACGCCGGCCCCUGCCCACCGGGCAUCAAGCACUAGUCAACUGGACCCGUCCAAGCUUAACUCCUACCUGGCCGCCGCGGCCAAGGAAAGCCUUAAACGAGCAGCGGAAUCAACCCCGGAAGCAUUCCCGGGUCUUCACUACCCCAUCAAGAAAUCCAUAAAACGCUCGACCGAUAGUAUCGACCAGGACAGCAACUCCGACUGCAUGGACAAUCUCAGCUCGGACGAGGCCUUCAUUCCGGCGUCUCCGCAAAUUUCCAUGAUCGAGCAGUCGCCUUCGGCGGUGGCGCCAUCUGCCCGUCAGUUCGACCUGUCAAACGUGAAACGCGAAGCCGGAGGUGAUAGCGUGUCCUCGCCCCAGCAGAGCCCCACCAAUUUGGCAACUUCGGCGGCGGCCAUGGGUGCAGCGGCUGCCGCAGCUUCGGCGGCCGCCGCCAUGAAGCUGGGGUUUUCCAGCACGCCGACGUCGGCGUCGGCGGCUGCCGCAGCGCUACAUCCCAUGUUCGGCGGGUUCGAUCACAACAACAGUAGCUUUAGCGGGAUUGCGACCAGCUUGGCGUCGAUCAGUGGCAACGGGAGCGGCAACAAUGGGGCCGUGGCGAUAGCGGGAGGUACGCCGGGUGGACCCGGCGGCAGCGCCGGUGGUCUGAAGCUGGCAUCUAUGGACUACUCGACGGAUUACGGCUCGGACUACGGGAAGGGUGGAAUUCCGCCCGGGCACAUGGACAUUCCGGCCGGUCCCAGCAUUACGAUGCUAUCGUCAACCUCUCUCCUGCAUAACAAUUGCAUAUUCAAUCGCAACAAUACCGUUGCCACCCAGCAAGGUCUCAAAACGUACUGGCUGUGUAAAUCGUACCGGGUUUCGAUGUGCCGAGCCCGUUGUAUCACCCACCACGGCCAGGUCAUCUCGUCCACUGGAGUUCACAACCAUCAACCUCACAUGAAAGCUCCCCACGAAUUUCCCCACCAACCUCCGCAACCGCCCUUACCACCUCCUAAUCUGAGUCAACCAGUGGCACCACCACCUCAACCCCAAGAACCCCAAAGCAUUCAUCCUCCUUUGAACAACGGAGCUUACCACGAAUACCAUCCAAAUACUCACUCCCAACCUGUUUCGAACCACGCGGUUAUGGGUCCUCCUUCGCAUUACGACCCCAACCCGUUCCCAAUGCAUCACCAACCAGCUCCCUAUCCUGAAAUGCCCCCUUAUCACCACAAUCCCCACCACCAUCAUCAUCAUCCUCCGCACAAUCCAUAUCAACAUCCUCCCUACGUCAAUCCGCCGCCAAUGCCUCCUCCCCAGUCACCUGCUAUGAUCCUUCCGCCUUCGGGCGAAUCGCAUCCACCGCAGCAACCACAGAUGCCGGCGCAAAGCGGUCCUCCACCGCCGCCCCUUCCGGAACCGGAAGUUCCGCCCGAUAUUAAGCUUACGCAGCUGGAGCCUAUGGUGCCGUCAUCGGUCGGUUCGGCGCCAGCUGGCAGCAGUUCAUGCAUUCCGGACGAACAGCAGCACGAACAGUUGGAACUUAAAACCGAACAGCUUUCGUAGUGUUGUUCCUAUAGAUUUGGCGUAAUCGAUAGACAUAUUAUGUAUAGGAUUAAGUAUAGAUAGGCAAGAACAGCGUGAUAUCUAAUAAGUACGGAGAAUAAAAUA
Messenger RNA from Aedes albopictus (Asian tiger mosquito), 3158 nucleotides. RefSeq names its product broad-complex core protein isoforms 1/2/3/4/5. The record is from RefSeq and is a predicted model, not a curated record. Gene Ontology annotation, molecular function: protein binding. Gene Ontology annotation, cellular component: nucleus. The coding region runs from base 1122 to 3053 and encodes 643 amino acids. Gene Ontology annotation, biological process: regulation of transcription by RNA polymerase II. The transcript has 4 exons. Lineage: Eukaryota; Metazoa; Arthropoda; Insecta; Diptera; Culicidae.